CCCGUCAUUCCAAGAUGUCUGCGCCUUUGGUCGUUCCUGCCCUCAAGCGACACACUGCCACUGUCAUAGUCGCGCAUGGCCUGGGAGAUAGCGGGGCUGGCUGGUGAUGCGCGCCUGGAUGUCGUCUUGUGUGCAGUCACUGAUAGACAACAGGAUCUUUCUAGCAGAGAACUGGCGUCGUCGCAGCAAGUUUGAGGAAGUCUCGUUCGUCUUCCCAAAUGCGCCGAGUAUUCCCAUCACCCUGAAUAUGGGCAUGCGCAUGCCGGGAUGGUACGACAUUAAGUCUCUGAGCUCACUCACCGACCGCUCAGAAGAUACUGAGGGCAUCACCAAGUCCCGCGACUACUUCCACUCCCUUAUCGACCAGGAGAUUGCAAAGGGCAUCCCCGCGAACCGCAUCGUGAUCGGUGGAUUCUCGCAGGGAGGUGCCAUGUCGCUACUGUCAGGCGUCACAUACAAGAACCAGUUGGGAGGCAUCUUUGGUCUCAGCUGCUACCUGCUGCUGCAGAGGACGAUCAAGGAUAUGAUCCCCACAGACACGCCUAACCAGAAGACACCCAUCUUCAUGGGGCAUGGCGAUAAGGACAACGUGGUUGCAUACAAGUACGGGCAGAUGAGCGCCGAAGAACUCACCAAGUUGGGAUACAAUGUCGACUUCAGGACAUACAAGAACCUCGCACAUUCAGCCGACGCCGAGGAGAUUGAUCACCUCGAGUCCUACCUCAAGCAGCAGAUUCCGCCACUUGGCGAUGCUAAACUAGAACCUACUCUCUGACUCCCGAACCGAACCUCGACCUUUUCUGUAACGACUGAAGUAACAACGGGGCUGGUGUUGUUCAUCACAUUGGCCGUCGCCUGGUUUGCGUGGUAUAGGAAGCGAGGAGAUGAGAUGGAGCAUAGAAGUGACUCUGGACAAUGAGCGCUAAUUUAGAGAUACCAUGAGCUUCCUACACACGUUCUUUGCCCUCUCGUUUGGUAGUGAUGAAGUACACAAAUCAAGCUAACUAUAUGGCAUGCUAGGUCCUGUUCCUCCACAGCCGCAAAGGGUUUGUGGAAACGGCCUGGGUCUUCGGAUACUACCACUCUAUCUUCAUCGUGUGCUGAAGUAUUUUCAGACGUGCCAUAUUCUCCAAAGACGC
Molecule: messenger RNA, 1139 nt
Organism: Dothidotthia symphoricarpi CBS 119687
Lineage: Eukaryota; Fungi; Ascomycota; Dothideomycetes; Pleosporales; Dothidotthiaceae
Product: Phospholipase/carboxylesterase
Exons: 3
Coding region: 119-775 (218 amino acids)
Biological process (GO): protein depalmitoylation
Cellular component (GO): cytoplasm
Molecular function (GO): palmitoyl-(protein) hydrolase activity; carboxylic ester hydrolase activity
Source: RefSeq, a predicted model, not a curated record